Coregonus clupeaformis (lake whitefish) is the source of this 3450-nucleotide messenger RNA. RefSeq names its product zinc and ring finger 1 (gene znrf1). The record is from RefSeq and is a predicted model, not a curated record. The transcript has 5 exons. NCBI's taxonomy places the organism in Eukaryota, Metazoa, Chordata, Actinopteri, Salmoniformes, Salmonidae. The coding region runs from base 820 to 1464 and encodes 214 amino acids.
UCACAUCUCGUCCUCUGCUCACACUGCAUUUGUCUGAUUUGGCAGCCGGGGGCGAACCAGACAAGAGCCAUCGUUGGAUUUCUAGAAGAGAUAGACAAUGAGGACAAUCUGUUAAUCAAUUCAUCGUGAUUAAGAAUAUAGAGUACUGUAUAUUCCCUCUUCACGCUGUCUUUACAUUGAUAAUCCGAGUAUGCGCACUGAACGCCAUUGUCUACCAGCAGCAAGAGUGAGAGCGAGCGCGCGGAUAUGAUAGUGCAGGGGAGCGGCAUACAUUGACCCGAAUCUCCGGGAACCGGAGAACAAGUGGACUCGGACACACAUCGUUGGAAAGACAUACUGGCAGACAGACAGCAACAGUUGUCAUUGCUAUGAUCAGCUGAGUCAGUCAAGGCAAAAUAAUACAUGUAAAGGUGGUAGCCUACUGCGGAGAAGCGCGACUGUCGGAUACGUUUGUUGCGAUUUGUGUUUGUCUUCCCUGUUGUGAUUUGGGCAGGCUGUCCUGUCAUUAUCUGUGAGGGGAAAACGUGUUGCGUUUUUUUUUUUCUGUCAUUCGUUUGACACAAUCCUAUAGAUUCAAGCUUUUCUCGUUUGAUGUGAAUCAAAACAUUAAGUCGCUCAUGUUGCGGUCAGGGAAAUGGGCUGUUGCGUCUGUUAGUCAGACUUGACAACCCAGCAUUUUUUUUAGCUGCCGUUUUGUCUCUGGCAAAGGGCGAGAAGUCCACUGCAGACAGGCGUGUCGGGGGCGAUUCCAGUGACGGCUCGACUCUCUGCGGAGCCCCCGUUUCAACAACCCCCACCCAUUUUGCUCGGGUGCUUUGGAUGGGGGGCAAGCAAAGUACGGCAGGGCGGCCCCGGGGUGCUUUUCCCGGUGUCUCGACGGAUGACAGCGCAGUGCCGCCCUCGGCCCACUUUGGGCACUACCGACCGGGUGGCACUAUGGGGCUACGCAGCCGCUCAGUGAGUUCAGUGGUUGGGAUGGGCAUAGAACAUAGUCCUGCGGUGCCCUUUGGGUUUUAUACCCCCAGAGGAACUGGCUCGGACAGGGCAGGAGGGGGGUCUGGCACUAACGCUGCCCAUGGUAACGGCUACCAGGAAACGGGCGGCGGGCAUCACACGGACGGUAUGCUCUAUCUGGGAUCCCGAGGGUCGUUGGCAGACACCUUGCCCCUGCACAUUGCACCCCGGUGGUUUAGCGCCCACAGUGGGUUCAAGUGUCCUGUCUGCUCCAAGUCUGUGGCGUCCAAUGAGAUGGAGGUGCACUUCAUCAUGUGUCUAAGCAAGCCCCGCCUGUCCUAUAAUGAUGACGUGCUAGCGAGGGAUGCCGGGGAAUGUGUGAUCUGUCUGGAGGAGCUGCAGCAAGGAGACACCAUCGCCAGACUGCCUUGUCUCUGCAUCUAUCACAAAAGCUGUAUAGACUCCUGGUUUGAGAUUAAUCGGUCCUGCCCUGAGCAUCCUUCAGACUGACUGACCUUUGUGCUCCUACUACUCCUUCAAGGGCACUUUAUGGUCCAACCAUGGAUAUCUGGACACUGAAGUAACCAAAACAAUUAAACAAUCAAAAAACCUAUCAAUCUAUCAAGAAAAUUCCUAGCAAACUGAACCAAAAGAAGAACCAUCAAGCCAAUACUGUCACUUCCACAUGCAUUACAGAGUGCCCCUCCUCCCUGCCCCCUCUCCUCCAGCCCUAGAGACUGCGAACUGACAGUCGAGGCCCUCUGUCAGCCCAACCAGGCUGACCAUCCCUCCAGUCAAACUGCCUCACCAGGCCGCUUGUCCCCCCCCCCCCAGCCAGCCAGCCAGUCACCCCACCACAUGCCCUGGGCUCUUCCGGGGGUCUGGCGCCCUGCUCUGCCCUCUAUUCUGCCUCCAGAGUCUGGCCCUGCCUGGGUCCCUGUCACUCAUCUGGAUCCAGCCCUCCCAUGGCCUUCACCAGGAAGAGACAGAGGAGGAUGAAGAGAAAGAUGAAGAGGAAGGAUUGGGCUGGAUGCACCCUGUGUGCCAGGGAAAGGUUGACUCCCAGGACGUUGUCUGAACAUGCGAUAGAAGGCUUCCCCCCCCCCAGUCACCGGAGUUACAGCACCCAACCACUCAUUAGCUGGAGUCACAUGUGCUUCUCUUAAGUCUUCACUUUAAAGUGGAGUAGUGGUGCGUGAGGUGCAGUAUUGGUGGGACAGGCAGGGUCUGUCUGUGUAGGUUUCUGUUUCUGUUUCUGUUUGUGUUGUGUGUGUGUGUGGGAGGUGUCAGGGGUGUAGCUUAUGCUUCUAUAUGUGUUGGGGCACUGAAGAUGCCAGUCAAACUACACUUGUUCUGUGUGUGGAGGGGGUAUGUCGUUUACACUUGGUGGUGUGUGCUUGUGUGUUGUGGGGGACAGUUGGGGUUCGUUGGUUUACGUUCUUCUAUGUGCUGGGGCGGUGAGGAUGAUGUCAGUCACCAUACCUGUGGUGUGGUUGGGGUGAUGCUCUGUAGUGUGAGAGCCUGAUUGGAUAAAGGGUAAAAUAGAAGUCUGAGACAAUACUAUGUGUUUGUCUGUGUUUGAAACGUUUACAAUCUAGAUGUCCAUUUUCCCUGUGUGAAUGUAUCAUUUCUCCCUUUAUUUCGCUAAUGUUUACAGUUACAGAAAAUCACCAUGACAUACUCUGUCCUUAUUUUUGUCUGCCAGGUUUUUGCUGUGAUGGGGAGACACUGAUCAGAAUGAGUCAUUUCCCUGUAAGGGCCUUGAGUGUGUUCAUGUGUAUGUGUGAUGCCUCUUGGCCUAAGAGACUGUCUGUGCCCCAUAUGCUUUCUGCUGAAUUAGGUCAUGUCCUCUGGUUGUGUUGGCUGAUGUGACUUAUUGUACUGGAGGUGUUCAUGACCCAUCAACCCAAACAUGGCAGUCACAUUGUAGAGCUAUUCUGGGGUUACAACUUAUUUAUUCACAUUUAACAAGAUUUGUUUUUCCAAAUCUGUCAGAAAACUCACAUUAUACAUUAGAGGCAUUCUGAAGAAUAAAGAAUAACAGAAUGAUGAUUCUGGAAGAAAAAACAAACAAAGCUGAACAAACGGGUGAAUAUUUUUUCCAUUUGUGCUAAGAGUGAAAUGUAGAGAAUAGUAUUUUUGCAGGGUUAUCUGCUUCAUACCUGUGAGGGCACUUCAAAAACCAUUCAUUAAGCAAGCAGACAACCACCUAGCUUCUCAGACUGAACGAGGAACACAGGGGAGACAGACUACUAGUCAGUUAUGAUAUAAAAUAUAGAACUUAACGUCUCCUGCUAACUGUAGCCCUGCCCAACACUCUAAAAAGGGCCAUACCUUCAUUUCUUGCUUUAUUUAGUUAAUGUAUUUUGAUGAUUUUUUUCCAAGGAUGUGAAUGGAUGCCUGUUUGAGGUACCAACUACUUGUCUGAUGAUUUUGAUGUGCAAUCUGUGGGAUGAGUAAUGAUAAAUAUAAUAAUAAUAAAAAAUAAACAUGUUU